Alosa sapidissima (American shad) is the source of this 1471-nucleotide messenger RNA. RefSeq names its product WW domain binding protein 1-like b (gene wbp1lb). The transcript has 5 exons. The record is from RefSeq and is a predicted model, not a curated record. Lineage: Eukaryota; Metazoa; Chordata; Actinopteri; Clupeiformes; Clupeidae. Bases 341 to 1471 code for a protein of 376 amino acids.
GUGUUCAGCGGUGGCCGCGCACUGUUUUGUUGGUGAAGCAUUGUUCCUUUACAACUGGGAGCAAUGCUUGAUUGGCUGGGUGUCCUCCAGCUGAUUACUUUUGCCCAAUCCCAGAGCAAAGCGCUUAGUGGGCGGACAGAAACACAAGUUGUUCCCAUCACGUUGUGCACAUGGAGAAGGAUGUGACUUCGCCACACCCAGCUGAUCCAGCGUUCUAGUUUGAAGGCGCAGCUUGUGUAACAGCUGGAACAGCCAGUGGUACCGGCUGCAACUAAGAAGGCGGCGCAUGCUGGACGGCCUGUUUGAGUUGUGAUAGUGGUCGACUGAACAACUCCGUUCUAUGUCGACUGUCGACACUCAGGCUAGCCGACGGAGGCCGAAUGUGUCCACUUUGAAAAUGGGUUUGUUUCUUUACGUAGCUGGUCCUGUCAAGCCUACCGAGGUCACAAUCAACGAGAAUGUAAUACACUGUGAGGGCCUGAACAACCAGAGCUAUGUGUGUGAAGUGGGCCACUGCUGCGGCAACACGCAGUGCUGCAGCUACUACUACGAACUCUGGUGGUUCUGGUUGGUGUGGGCCAUCAUCUUCAUCCUAAGCUGCUGUUGUGUGUGCCACCACCGCCGCACCAAGCACCGGCUGCAGCAGCAGCAACGCCAGCACGAGAUCAACCUCAUCGCCUACCGGGAGGCCCACAACUACAACUCCAUGCCCUUCUACCUAAGGUUCCUCCCCAGCUACCUGCUCCCAGACUACGAGGAGGUGGUGAACCGGCCGCCCACCCCUCCUCCCCCCUACAGCGCCCUGCACACGACCGCGGCUGCCCUGCCCAGCGGCGCCCACAGCCCGGGGGACCAGCCCAGUAGCCUCCUGCUGCCCCCGUCCCUCCAGACGUCCCCGCACGCCCCCCCGACCCCGGACGCCCUGCUGUCCUCUUCUCGGCCCAGGCCUGGCCCCGAGGAGAUCGACCCCCCGCCGGGCUACCACCAGCACAAGACCCCGGAGGAGGAGCCCGUCGUCAUCGGAGGCCUGGAGAAGCGCGGUAGCACGGGCAGCAGCGGCAGUGCCGGGGACCUGCAGAAGGAGCCUCUGCUGGGGGGGGAAAUGCAGCAGCAGCCUCCUCCUCCUCCUCCUCCUCGGGCCGUCGUUGGUGGGGAGCUCGUUGGCGGGGGUCACAGGGGCUCGCUGGAGAUCCGCGACCCCAAAGCGGAACUGGAAGGGCUGCUGAGCGCCGAGCAGGAGCGAGAUGACGACGACGACAGCGGUGGCGGCGGCAGCAGCAGCAGCAACGGUAACGGUUUCCCAGACGACUUCUGCGAGGCCUGCAGCCACCGUUGUGACACCGAGGGGCAAGUGGCCGUGGAGAGGAGAGGGGCAGAGAGCAGGGGGGUGUCCCCCUCGUCUCAGCCACACCCGCCCGUGUGCCUCCUCCUCCACACCAUCAACGAGCAGGAGACGCCGCCACACAGCUGA